Malus domestica (apple) is the source of this 548-nucleotide messenger RNA. Lineage: Eukaryota; Viridiplantae; Streptophyta; Magnoliopsida; Rosales; Rosaceae. The record is from RefSeq and is a predicted model, not a curated record.
UUUAGUGUUUUGUCGUAUUUCUUUCUUUGUUCGUCAAGAAAGGAAAGGAAAGAAAUUUCGUCAAGUACAAUAACAAACUCUUAUUUGCAAGUUUCAUAUGCUACUCUGCUAAGAGCUACUGAUGGGUUAUCUGAGGCUAAUUUGAUUGGUGCUGGAAGUUUUGGGGUUGUGUACAAGGGAGUUCUCAAUGUUGAUGAUAGAGCUCAAAUGGUUGCCGCCGUAAAGGUGUUUAACUUGUCACGCCAUGGAGCAGCAAAGUGUUUUAUAUCUGGAUGUGAGGCUUUGAGAAAUAUGAAGCAUCGAAAUCUCGUCAAGAUUAUAACUGCAUGUUCAAGUGUUGAUUCUCUUGGUAAUGAUUUCAAGGCUUUGGUUUAUGAGUACAUGGAAAAAGCAAGCUUAGAGAAGUGACUACAUCCACCGAGUGACAUUGAAGAAGCAAGAGAGGCACCCAAGAGUUUAAAUCUUUUGCAAAGGCUCAGCAUUUCCAUUGAUGUUGCUUGUGCUCUUGAUUAGUCGAUUAUCUUCAUCAUUGUUCUAAAAAUCCUCGC